CCAAAAGUCCCGAGCCGUCGCGCAGUGGUAGGAAGAGUCCGGGGUUACGUCUUGGAUGAGAGUAUAAAACUGAGUGCAGUAGGCCUCCGUGCUCCGAGUACCAUAGACCACUUAAUCUCGAGACGCGGAUAUGCAACUCGCGUGCACCGCUCGAUCGCGCUGACUCGUGUUUUCGGUCAUUUCUGUAGUUACUCUCACCUCGGAGUUUUCGAACGGGAGAUUCGGGCUUUCGCCCGGUUCGAGGACUUGCGAAAAACUAUUUCGGCAGGGAUUACAUUGUGGUGCGGUGCGACAACCGGGGUGUCUGACUGCGCUUCUCACCCGGCGCCGGGACUCCUCGGGGAAGAUCCAUUUAGGUCUAAGAGUCAAGGUGGCGGAAAAAAGGAAUCGCAGGAGAAGGAGCGUGGAUUCAGGUCACAACCAUGAGAACAGCGAUCGAGAUACAGCAGUAUAAAAAAUGUAUCAUUUUGUUCAUGGUGAGCAUUAUCACCAGCGCAUUGGCAUAUGCUGUUUAUGUGAUUAACCCCAUCCAGGCACUGUUGGAGCACAAACUUCAAAUGGUGCCUGGAUCUAUGGCCUUCACGUUAUGGAAGAAGCCGCCCAUAGACGUCUUCAUCAAGGUGUACAUAUUUAAUAUUACUAAUCCAGUGGAGUUUCUGAACGGCGAGGAGAAACUUCAACUUCAAGAAGUCGGACCUUAUGUAUAUCAGGAGAUUUUAGAAAACCAGAAUAUCAGGUGGCAUGAUAACGGUACGUUAUCGUACUCACCGAAGAGGACUGUACUCUACAUUCCUGAAAUGUCCGUCGGCAAUCCUGAUGACGACAUUGUGAUGGUGCCUAAUAUACCCAUGCUCGGAAUUUCGUCGGCGAUCCACGAUGCCGGAUUUUUCGUUAACUAUCCGUUUGCAAGACUGGCCAACUAUCUCGACAGCAAACCAAUUCUAAACAUUUCCGUGUACGAUUAUUUGUGGGGCUAUGAGGAUGCUCUAGUUAGAUUGGCCAGUGGGAUCGUUCCUCGUUUCGUCAAUUUCCGAAAAUUUGGUCUACUCGAUAGGAUGUACGAUGAAGGAGAGAACGUGAUCAAUAUGAAUGUGAAGAAAAAUGAAAACAUGACUGAUGAAAACGGUCGAUAUUUGAGCAUCGAAUCGUACAAUGGGAGUCCAGGAUUAUCUAACUGGGGAUACGUCGAAGAAGAGAAUAAUGAGCCUAAUCCGGCGAAUACAAUCUGCAAUCGCAUCCUGGGAGCGACGGAAGGCGCCCUUUUCCCUCCGAAUCUGGACAAAACCGCUGUCUUUCGAGUUUUCCGAAAAGCGUUUUGCCGAACCCUGCCGAUCGACUUCAAGGAGGAACUGAUCACCGAAGAUGGAUUCCGAGGAUAUCUGUACAGUCUUUCGGACAACUUCCUAGAUACGCCGGAUGUGAAUCCCGAGAACGAGUGUUAUUGCCGGAAGAUGAAGAAGUGCUUGAAGAGAGGACUCUCGGACCUGACACCGUGCUAUUACAACAUUCCAGCGGCGAUUUCUUUGCCACAUUUCCUGGACGCUGAUCCAAGUCUGAUGGACGGCAUCGAGGGUAUCCAUCCGGACCCCGAAAAGCACGCCACCAGGAUUAUCCUUCAGCCAGAUGUUGGAAUCCCGGUCCACGUCAAUUCGAGGCUGCAGACGAACCUUGUCAUGGAACACACCUCGUACAACCCGAGGAUCACUGCUUUCAACGGACUGGUCGUUCCCCUAUUUUGGACAGACUUGAGCAUACCGUCCCUGCCUAGCGACUUGAUGUUCAUGAUAAAAUUAGCGUUGUACAUCAUGCCGGUGGUGCAGACCGUCCUAAUUUAUCUGCUGGCCAUCGCAGGAGUAACGACCUUCCUGCUCUCUCUCUCAGCAUCCCUCUGGGUCCUCAACCAGCAGCAAGAGGAAGAUAGCAAGAGGAGGGACAGCUGCGACCUCCGGAUAUCGCUCGGCUACGGACAAUACACGGCCAUUAGGAUCUUGCCGGCGAUCAAGAAGAUCACCUCUAAGUCAGAACUCUUCAGUUAAAUCGUCGAAAACUUGCCGAGGAGACCGAUUCACCCAAGUAACUUGUAAUCGCUCGUUUCUGCUCUCAAACCUUCGGAAGGGAGGACUCGGUGGUCGCAGCGAUGGACGUUUUCUGUUCCACCUCGAUGAGAGUACGAAUCGGGUCGUGGGUCGUCGAUGGAACUCGAUGUCCAUUCGACGACCUCGCAGGAUCCGUCCAGGCCUCCUAAUAGUUACGCUUACAAUUUCGAGGAUAGCUCUCUUUCGUCCCAUCCUUAAGGUGAUGUGAAAGUGGCGUGGAAGAGAUUUUCCUAAUGAAACUUCUCUGAAUUGGGUGUAUCGAAUAGUCUUAAACUUCACAACGUUAACAAGGCUAUAAGGAAGGUCCUGACACUCAUGAAAUUUCAUGUUUUAUACAAAAAUUGUUAGAAUUAUCUGUGAACAAAUUUUUGUAAAAAAUUUAAUUUCACGAGUUUCAGGACCUCCCUUAAAGCUUCCGCAUUAACGUUGUGAACUUUGAAACGAUUCAGCACAUCUAGUUCGGAGAAAAGUUUCAUGAACGAUUGACUCCUCGGAUGGGACUUUCACAUCCCCUUAAAUAACCCGUCUCAAUAUCGACCGCCAGCGUAUCGACGCUGGAAACAAUGUUUCCAACAUUUUGGUUCGUCGGUAUCGAGUGUCUUAUUAUGUGGCCGGGUACAUUUAAAAGUAAGACGUCCACGCAUGUUCUGGUUUCCCAGCGUUCCAUUGUCCAUACGUUUACUUGUGUUUCCUAGAAGAACCUGAUAGUGUCGCGGAUAUUGUCGAAGCCGCACCGUCCAGAAAUCGAAAUGAAAUGAUGAUACGAUGAUAUUUGCACUUCGAUUGCCUGCAAAAGUGAAAAUCAAACGUGCUAAUGCUAGUUCUGUAUUCCGAAGUGUACUAGAAGGCACGUCUCGCUUCCUGAAUGAUUGUCUUUGCCGAUGCAGCCCGCAUCUGCGAUUUAUUGCGCUCGAAUCACUAGAAUGAUUAGAAUAACUAGUUAAGGCUUAAGAUAGGCGUUAUUGUUACAAAUCCCUAACUAGAGCGUCGCCGUUAAAUCGAGCAACGACGCAAACAGUCUAUGGAUUAACGUUAUUACAUUACUUUAGUAUAUUUUUUACCAUCUCACGUUAAGGACUUCACAAGAUACACGUUUUAUACGGUACGCGUAAUAAUUUAUCCUUUUAUCAUCUUCAUUUUAUCACUCUUCCGUGAUCCCUCUAUCGACUAGGAUUCCCUUUCGUUCUCAUGUGGUUUCUGUGGUGGUAACGUUACGGUGUAAAUUAAGGGAAAAAAAGUAACAUUAAACUCUCGUUAUCAACGCAUCAUUGUAUCAGUUUACAGAAUACGAAAUAACCCGAUAAUUUUGAAAAUCUCAGCCAUACAUGUAUUACCUGUCGAUCUUGCGAAAAGGCACGUGUUAUUAACAUUCUCCGUCUAUUUUCUAGUUUUCUUACACAAACGUGUACAUGCGCUAUCGUGCGUCCACCUCUACGUUUACUGUGAAUUUCUCCUGCACUCCUUGGAACUGCAAAUCUAGACAAGUCGAACGACAUGUACUAUAAAUUCUAUGAAAUAAUCAGCUUGUAAUUUAGUGAGGAAAUGUGAAGGAUUAAGCUGUUACCUUGAAUUUGCUCAACUAGGAUUUAUAAUUGCCCUUUUUGGAAGAGUUUGAAAGAAAUGUUGAGAUACGAACAUGUAUUCGAGACCUUCAUGAACAUGCCUCGAAUCUACUCGAUUAGAAUUAAUAUUUUAGUCGAAUUUAAAAGAAAUGUUUAAACAUGAACAGCAUGUACUCGAGGCUGUCUUCAUGAGCAUCGUGCACUCUAUGAACGCCUGUAAACCAUCCGCGAUAUGUGUACUAAAAGCAAAAGACUGAUUGGGGUUCGACGUCCUGAUGGAAGAAAGGAUCUGUAAUAAAAAUAGAUAUUUACAUUACGUUGUCAUACUAUCAGCGAUGGAGAUAAAUCACGAGACGCGGAAACAGGGAUAAUGAUUAACCACCAAGUUAGUCCUACGCUUUGUGCCGGUGGUGGUUGGUGGAGGGAAGGAACACAGUAGGUAAGGGUGUAAGAACGAUAAUACAAUUAAGACCUGUUGUUAAUAAACAUAAAUCUAUUGUA
Messenger RNA from Orussus abietinus, 4159 nucleotides. RefSeq names its product scavenger receptor class B member 1. NCBI's taxonomy places the organism in Eukaryota, Metazoa, Arthropoda, Insecta, Hymenoptera, Orussidae. The transcript has 11 exons. Gene Ontology annotation, molecular function: scavenger receptor activity. Gene Ontology annotation, cellular component: membrane; cytoplasm. The coding region runs from base 423 to 2036 and encodes 537 amino acids. The record is from RefSeq and is a predicted model, not a curated record.